AUGGCCAUAGUCAACCUGUUCCUUUCGCCGUGGGCGCUCCUCGCAGCCCCAGUCCUGCUCGUCGCCUGGUACUUGUAUCCGUACCUUGUCACAUACGCCGACCUUCGAGGCAUCCCCGCGCCGUUCCCCGCCCAGUUCUCAAACCUUUGGCUGCUCUAUGUGUGUCGGCGCGGCGACCGCUACCUGACCGCCGAUGAGUUGCACAAGAAGCUGGGACCGGUGGUGCGCAUCCAGCCCAAUCAUGUCAGUGUGGCCGACGACGAGGCCAUCCAGGUCAUCUACGGCCACGGCAACGGCUUCCUGAAGAGCGACUUCUACGACGCAUUUGUGUCGAUCCAGCGCGGGCUGUUCAACACCCGCGACAGGCACGAGCACUCGCGAAAGCGCAAGAUCGUCAGCCACACCUUCUCGCUCAAGUCCAUCUCGCAGUUCGAGCCGUACAUCCACUCCAACCUGGAGCUGUUUGUCAGGCGGUGGGACGACCUCGUCGCCAACAACGCCAACAACAGCAGCCCGGGAAAGACACCCACGGCGCACCUCGACUGCCUCAAGUGGUUCAACUACCUCGCCUUCGACGUCAUCGGCGACCUGGCCUUCGGCGCCCCCUUCGGCAUGCUGGAGCGCGGCGAGGACCUGGCCGAGGUGCGCGCGAGCCCCGAGUCGGAGCCCAUCUACGCGCCCGCCAUCGAGAUCCUCAACCGCCGCGGCGAGGUCAGCGCCGCCCUGGGCUGCCUGCCGCAGCUCAAGCCCUGGGCGCCCUGGCUUCCCGACCCCUUCUUCAGCCAGGGCGCCGCCGCCGUGCAGCAGCUGGCGGGCAUCGCCAUCGCGCGCGUCAAGGGCCGCCUGGACAACCCGCCACCCAUCGACCGCAAGGACCUGCUCGCGCGCCUGAUGGAGGGCCGCGACGACAAGGGCGAGCCCCUGGGCCGCGAGGAGCUCACCGCCGAGGCCCUGACGCAGCUCAUCGCCGGCUCCGACACCACCUCCAACUCGUCCUGCGCCCUGCUGUACCACGUCGCGCGCACGCCCGGCGUGAUCGAGAAGCUCCAGGCCGAGCUGGACGAGGCCAUCCCCGGCGGGCCGGACACGGUGCCGACGUACGAGCAGGUCGCCCACCUGCCCUACCUGCAGAACGUCGUCAACGAGGCCCUGCGCCACCACUCGACCAGCGGCAUCGGGCUGCCCCGCCAGAUCCCCGCCGACGCGCCCCGCGGCGUGACCAUCCGGGGCCACUACUUCCCGCCCGGGACGGUGCUGUCCGUCCCCUCGUACACGAUGCACCACUCGCGCGAGAUCUGGGGCCCCGACGCGGGCGAGUUCAGGCCCGAGCGGUGGGACGCCGUCACGCCCCGGCAGAAGAACGCCUUCAUCCCCUUCAGCCACGGCCCCCGGGCCUGCGUGGGCCGCAACGUGGCCGAGAUGGAGAUGAAGCUGAUCGUGGCCACGUGGGCGAGGAGGUACGACGUCUUCCUGCGGCAGGAGGUCAUGGAGACGCGCGAGGGGUUCCUGAGGAAGCCCCUGGGGCUGGAGAUUGGGGUCAGGAGGCGGGCUUAG
Molecule: messenger RNA, 1554 nt
Organism: Diaporthe citri
Lineage: Eukaryota; Fungi; Ascomycota; Sordariomycetes; Diaporthales; Diaporthaceae
Exons: 2
Coding region: 1-1554 (517 amino acids)
Molecular function (GO): oxidoreductase activity, acting on paired donors, with incorporation or reduction of molecular oxygen; iron ion binding; heme binding
Source: RefSeq, a predicted model, not a curated record